Sitophilus oryzae (rice weevil) is the source of this 1649-nucleotide messenger RNA. RefSeq names its product V-type proton ATPase subunit B. Gene Ontology annotation, cellular component: proton-transporting V-type ATPase, V1 domain. The transcript has 6 exons. Gene Ontology annotation, biological process: ATP metabolic process; proton transmembrane transport. Bases 74 to 1564 code for a protein of 496 amino acids. Gene Ontology annotation, molecular function: ATP binding; proton-transporting ATPase activity, rotational mechanism. NCBI's taxonomy places the organism in Eukaryota, Metazoa, Arthropoda, Insecta, Coleoptera, Curculionidae. The record is from RefSeq and is a predicted model, not a curated record.
UCAGAAAAUUAAGUUUUUUGUCAGUCGAUGGUGGAUUUUGGUUUGGCAGACACGUAAAAAACUUGGGUCUAAAAUGUCUUACCCCUCGAGUUUAUCGGCCAAACAGGCCACCAGGGAACACGUCCUCGCAGUGUCCAGAGAUUUCGUAUCGCAGCCCAGAUUGACCUACAAGACGGUGUCCGGUGUGAAUGGACCCUUGGUCAUUCUCGAAGAUGUGAAAUUUCCCAAAUUCAACGAAAUCGUCGAACUGAAAUUGGCCGAUGGAAGUCUUAGGUCCGGUCAAGUUCUGGAAGUCAGCGGUUCCAAGGCUGUCGUUCAAGUAUUCGAAGGAACAUCAGGCAUUGACGCUAAAAACACACUAUGUGAGUUCACCGGAGAUAUUUUGAGAACCCCUGUAUCAGAAGACAUGUUGGGAAGAGUUUUUAACGGCUCAGGAAAGCCUAUCGACAAAGGACCUCCAAUUUUGGCUGAGGACUUCUUGGACAUUCAGGGACAACCCAUUAACCCUUGGUCGCGUAUUUACCCAGAAGAAAUGAUCCAAACCGGUAUCUCUGCUAUUGAUGUCAUGAAUUCUAUUGCCCGUGGUCAGAAAAUCCCCAUUUUCUCCGCUGCUGGUUUACCUCACAACGAAAUUGCUGCCCAGAUCUGUAGACAGGCUGGUCUAGUAAAAGUACCUGGAAAAUCAGUACUAGACGACCAUGAAGACAACUUUGCUAUUGUGUUUGCUGCUAUGGGUGUCAACAUGGAAACCGCCAGAUUCUUCAAGCAAGAUUUCGAAGAGAAUGGUUCUAUGGAGAAUGUAUGCUUGUUCUUGAACUUGGCCAACGAUCCAACUAUUGAAAGAAUUAUUACACCGCGUUUGGCUUUGACAGCUGCUGAAUUUUUGGCCUAUCAAUGCGAGAAGCACGUACUGGUUAUAUUAACUGACAUGUCUUCCUAUGCUGAAGCUUUGCGUGAAGUAUCCGCCGCCAGAGAGGAGGUACCCGGACGUCGUGGUUUCCCCGGUUACAUGUACACCGAUUUGGCCACCAUCUACGAGCGUGCUGGCCGUGUCGAGGGCAGGAACGGUUCCAUCACCCAGAUUCCCAUCCUGACUAUGCCUAACGACGAUAUUACCCAUCCUAUUCCCGAUUUGACCGGGUAUAUUACCGAAGGUCAAAUCUACGUCGACCGUCAGCUGCACAACAGACAAAUCUACCCACCUGUCAACGUGCUGCCAUCUCUGUCCCGUCUGAUGAAGUCCGCUAUCGGGGAGGGCAUGACCAGGAAAGACCAUUCUGACGUUUCUAACCAGUUGUACGCUUGCUACGCCAUUGGUAAGGACGUGCAAGCCAUGAAGGCCGUAGUGGGUGAGGAGGCUUUGACUCCCGACGAUCUUCUCUACCUGGAGUUCCUGACGAAGUUCGAGAAGAACUUCAUCUCGCAGGGCAACUACGAAAACAGGACAGUCUUCGAGUCGCUGGACAUCGGUUGGCAAUUGCUCCGUAUCUUCCCCAAAGAGAUGUUGAAACGUAUACCAGCGGCAACACUGGCGGAGUUCUAUCCCAGGGACUCGCGCCACUAAACGUCAUUCUCAUGUUAUUUUCCUUAUAGUUGUUAAGGUAGUUCCACACAAAAACCAUCCUUUACCGCAGAUAAAUAAAGUAAAA